Messenger RNA from Hemiscyllium ocellatum (epaulette shark), 660 nucleotides. RefSeq names its product claudin-16-like. Gene Ontology annotation, molecular function: structural molecule activity. The record is from RefSeq and is a predicted model, not a curated record. Bases 1 to 660 code for a protein of 219 amino acids. Gene Ontology annotation, biological process: cell adhesion; bicellular tight junction assembly. The transcript is spliced from 5 exons. NCBI's taxonomy places the organism in Eukaryota, Metazoa, Chordata, Chondrichthyes, Orectolobiformes, Hemiscylliidae. Gene Ontology annotation, cellular component: plasma membrane; bicellular tight junction.
AUGAGGCAGGUGCUGCAGGUGGUGGCUUUUUUCAUCUCUCUGGUUUCGGCCUGCUUCCUUAUUGUGGCCACGUGGACAGACUGUUGGAUGGUGAACGCAGAUGAUAGUUUGGAGGUGAGCCAGAAGUGCCGAGGACUCUGGUGGGAAUGUGUCACAAGUACAGUCGAUGGGAUUCGAACAUGCGAUGACUAUGAUUCAAUUCUGUCCGACCUUCCCUUCAAGUUGGUGAUGACACGGGCUCUGAUGAUCACUGCGGACAUCUUGGCUGGAUUCGCCUUCAUCAUCCUUAUCCUCGGGCUGGACUGCACCAAAUUCCUCAAGGAUAAUCCCGCCAUUAAACUGAAGAUAUGUGUUAUGGCAGGAAUUACCUUGCUGCUAGGAGGAAUUCCUGGGAUGGUUGGCUCGGUUUUGUAUGCUGUUGAUGUGUAUGUGGAGCGAACUACAUUGGUCAUUCAGAACAUCUUCCUGGGCAUCCAGUAUCAGUGGGGCUGGUCUUGCUGGCUGGGCAUGGCUGGAUCAAUGGGCUGCUUCCUCUCAGGGUCUAUCCUUGCCUGCUGCCUCUACCCUUUUAAAGAUACAGGUUCCAGGAGGAAUCAUUUCAUCUAUCAACCUGGCAGGAGUGCCAUUGGAAAGAUGUAUGCCAUUGAUUCACGGGUGUAG